AUGGCGAGGCAUCACCGUGGCAGAUGGUGCCGCGGCGGCCGCCAAGCCAACCCGUGGGGCUCCGGCGGCAGCGGGCGAGACGAGGUGGACUCGAGCGUCGCUGAAGCGGGAAACCGCAACGGGCACGACGACCACUCGCGCGUCGCCCAGAGCCAGCCCGCCGAUGAGAGCCAAGCCGCGCCAUCCCUCGCGGAGGAGCCCGCCGCGCUGCUGCGGAAGGAGUUCGAGGCGAUCGGCAUCCACGUCUUCCGCCGCGGCGAGCCGGUGUUCCCGCCGGGCCCAGGGUACGGCGGCGCCGCGGGGACGCCGUGCGUCGGCAGGGCCAACCGCUUCCUCAGCCGCCUUGUCGACGAAGGCCUGCACCAGUACAACGUGACCAUUUCGCCGGAGCCGACGACCAAGCGCGCGUACAGGGAGGUCAUGACGAAGUUGGUGUCCGAGAACCAGCACACGGAGUUCGGCGGCCGCUUCCCCGCGUACGACGGCCGUGACUCGCUCUUCACCGCGGGCGCGCUGCCGUUCGGCACCAAGGAGUUGGAGGUCACCCUCUCUGCAGGCUGCGACAAGUAUAUGGACAAGGUGGCGAUCAAUCAUGCCCCAGCGAUCAGCCUGCUGCAGCUGAGGAUGCUGUUGGCGGGCUACCCCACUGACAUCCCCACGCAGGCGCCGCAGGUCCUCGAGACCGUGCUGGGUGACGUCCUCUUCAACGAACGCGAUGACAUAGAACGCAUCCCGAUUGGCCCCAAUGAUCGUACACUGGGUGUUGAGGCAUGGAACGGGCUAUACCAGAGCAUCAGGUCAACACGGGUCAGCUUGUCUCUGAUUGCAGACGUGUAUUCAUCAAUUUUGGUUCAACCCCUGCUGCUGAUUGACUUCGUUCAGAAGAUCCUAAAAAUAGAUGUGGAUAGGAACUUGACUGAACCUGAGUAUGAUAAGCUUUUGAAGGCCCUCAGGGAUGUGCAGAUUGAAGUCACACACCGACAUAAUAAACACCAUAAGUACAGAAUUGUUGGCUUGUCAGUGAAGCCUACUAUAGAUUUGAGUUCUGAAUCACCAAGUGGAGCCACAAAGACUGUCACUGAUCACUUCAGAGAAAGAUACAUCCUAGAACUGAAAUACAAAUCUCUCCCAUGCAUCAAUGUUGGCAGCGAGCAGAAGCCAAUUUAUCUUCCUAUAGAGGUUUGCAAGAUAGUUCCCAGGCAGUGUUACCAGAAAAACUUGGAAUGCAGUCAGGUUUCUACUCUAAAGAAGUCAGCCUCCAUCCAGCCUGAACCGGAACAGUCCUGUCAUCAGGUUGUUGACCGCAAACACACAAAAUGUGCUAAUGAAUUUGGCAUAGAAUUCGAUGACAAUCUUACAACAGUUGAUGCUAGAGUUCUGCUGCCUCCAAAUCUUAAGUAUCAUGAUUCUGGAUCUCUGAAAGCGUGGUAUCCAAUGAAUGGGCACUGGAAUAUGAAAGACAAGAAAGUAAUAAAUGGUGCCAAAAUCAGCAACUGGGCAUGUGUUAACUUUUGUGAGGUUUUAUCCAAGAAAGCUAUUGAGGAAUUUUGCUUUAAGCUGGCUGAAAUGUCUCGCAUUAUUGGAGCGGACUUUGCUAAUUUGAAGCUCCCAAUAUUCACUGCACGUUCAGAUGAAAUCCGGGUCGGCUUACGUGAUGCUUGUCCAAAAGCUAAAAAUGAGUUAAAACCUCAGAAAAUUGAAGAUCCUGACGACGAAAUAAAUCAAUCUCGUAUUCCUAAGCCCAAGCCUAUAACCAGAAAGAAAAGAAGAAGAAAGGGAAAAGUUCCAGACUUAGAGGAAGGUGAUGGACAAUCAGCUGAAUCGGUUGCUUUGUUCCUCUUGGAAGAUUGGCUUCCAGAAGACGACGAUAUUGACGAUGAUGAGACUAGAAAGCAAAAAGGUUCAGACUUAGAGGGAGGAGACGGAGAAUCAGAAGAUGAUGAGAUUGCCGAUGAUAAGCAAGCGAGCAAAGCUAAAGAAGUUGAAGGGGUUAACUUUUCUGUUGCCAAGUUUUUGGAGAGAAGGAUGGAAGAAAAAAUUCAGACAAUGAGGAUAAGUGAGUGGUUGUCGAAGAAGCUACAAAAGACAGAAAACUUUCAUCAAAUCAGUCAGUUCAAUGCUGAGAAGGCUACAGUAAAGAAGUUUAUCCCCCCAAAGCCACAUACUAGCAUGUUGCAGCGGAAUACACUAGGUUUGGGGCAGCGGUUAAUGCAUAGAGUAAGUAGGUGCCUUCGGUUCCUGUGACAGUGGCAAAUGCCUUCGGUUCCAGAGACAAUGGCAGUGAAUUGUCUGCAUUAGGGCCUAGCUUAGAAGUGCUGUUUAUAUCGAUUGCUCCUACUUUCGGAAGUCAUUAAGCUAGACCCUAUGUGUUUGUAACUGUGUGACACGUCUCCUGCAUGCUCGAGACGGCCUCCUCUUGUAAAUACUUCCCUCUUGAUGCAGUGUGUGCCUCCAGGAAUUAAGUUCUAGUCUUGUGUGCCUCAAGAAUUAA
Messenger RNA from Sorghum bicolor (sorghum), 2491 nucleotides. RefSeq names its product protein argonaute 18. Bases 1 to 2244 code for a protein of 747 amino acids. NCBI's taxonomy places the organism in Eukaryota, Viridiplantae, Streptophyta, Magnoliopsida, Poales, Poaceae. The record is from RefSeq and is a predicted model, not a curated record. Gene Ontology annotation, cellular component: cytoplasm. Gene Ontology annotation, molecular function: RNA binding; protein binding. Gene Ontology annotation, biological process: regulatory ncRNA-mediated post-transcriptional gene silencing. The transcript is spliced from 13 exons.